GCACCUCCUCCCACCAUUAGGAGAACCGUCGGGCUUCGUCGGCCCGCCUCCCUUUCUUCCGAUUUGGCGCCGUGAAGCCCGCGAGGGGAAACGGGGAGGAGAAUUGCUGAGGCCACGCCUCCUCCUGGUUUCACGUUGAGAAGCGCCACAGAAAAUGGCGGCGUGCAGAGGGUGUCUCCGCAGUUUCGUGGCGUUCGCUAUGAGGCCAGCCUCGCGGGCUUUUUCUCUGAGCCAGGCUUUGACCACCCCUCUCACCGCCGAGGAGCUGGCGAAGAAAAUACGGACUCAGAAGGAGCAGCAGCGAAAGCCUCAAAACGAGGUUCCUGAAGACCCAGUGAAGAAACGUGUGAGGGAACUCAAGCAGUUCACUCAACAGUUGCAGCGGGUUCAUCCUAAUGUGUUGGCCAAAGCACUCAAACAAGGAAUCGUCUUCCAGAAUACAGAGAUUGUGGUGAUUAACAAACCUUAUGGCCUCCCUGUUCAUGGUGGUCCGAAGGUAAAGAUGUGCAUCACAGAUGUUCUGCCUAUACUGGCAAAGAUGCUGUUUGGCAUGAAAGCUGAACCUCUUCACCUGUGUCAUCGGCUGGACAAAGAAACAACUGGAGUGAUGGUACUGGCACGAAAUGAGGAGGUGGCACAUCAGAUCCAUGAAUUUUUCAGAACCCGAAAAGUGGAGAAGAAAUACUGGGCAAUCUGCGUUGGACAACCAGAACCAGCAGAGGGGAUAGUGGACAUUCCAAUUGUGGAGAAGGAAGUAGAGAGGGGCCAGUUACACUUUAAAAUGACCCUUGCUCCCAAGUAUCACCUUUCCUUUCAAGAUGGAAAGAUGUCCAGAGUCCCCCAGGACAGAGACUCCCAGAUGGCAGUGACCCGAUACCGUACACUCAGCAACUUGGCCUCUGGAACCCUCAUCGAACUGCAACCCAUCACAGGAGUGAAGCAUCAACUCAGAGUUCAUUUGGCCUAUGGCUUGGGCUGCCCGAUUCUUGGGGACCACAAGUACUCUCACUGGAACAAGCUAGCACCACAGAAACUUCCUCCCGGUGCAUUAAAAAAAUUGGGUUUGGUACAAGCUAAAGCCCGUCAUCUCCCACUCCAUCUACACGCCUACAAACUCAGCCUCCCUGAGUUAAAUGGCAGCGAAGAGAAGAAAAUCAACUUGGUCUGCAAGCCUCCACAUUUCUUCAAUCUGUCCCUAAAGCGUCUGAAUCUGGAGAUACCCAAGUUAGAAGGAGAACUGUGAACAGAGACACUGCUUCCUUGGUUGAGGAAGCUGUUUUCCCUUGACUUUGGUCCCUGUGGUGACCAGGCAUGAAAUCGAGAGACCCACUUCCCCUAGAAUCCAGCAGCCCUCUCUCUGAAGAAUCUUUGGGCCUCCGGCAGCUCAAAGCGCAGGACUAGGGAGUGGUGGCGCGGCUUGUUUCUAGGAUCUGAAAAUAAAGGAGACGGUUGAGAGAUUCAGCAA
Pogona vitticeps (central bearded dragon) is the source of this 1465-nucleotide messenger RNA. It is a transcript of the gene RPUSD4, whose product is annotated as RNA pseudouridine synthase D4. Lineage: Eukaryota; Metazoa; Chordata; Lepidosauria; Squamata; Agamidae. Gene Ontology annotation, biological process: pseudouridine synthesis. The record is from RefSeq and is a predicted model, not a curated record. Gene Ontology annotation, molecular function: RNA binding; pseudouridine synthase activity.